AUGUCCACCUUAGACCCACUUUCACUCCUUCGAGAAUUUACCAUUAGCAAUAAACCCGUUUCUCUACUCGACGAAAGUGGACAAUCUGUUACGACAAUUUCAGAUGCCAAAACUAUUCAAUUCAACAAUGAUGAUAAAACAGCCUUUCCACGCGACGCACCCACCAACUUUAAAAAGACCAACGCAGCCGAUAACGAGACAUAUACCUUGGAGACGUUGAUAUUUCUUGUUCAAAACGCACAGCUAGACAACUCUGCUUAUUUCAAAGAAUGCCGUGCUCGUGGUAUUGAACACGUAUCCAUCGUGGAUAGAAGAAAGAUUUUAGAUUACCUCACGGGUAAAGUGAAUCAAUCGCCUAAUGUGACAUCUGCCAAUAAGCAGGAGAAACGAUCUCGAAAAGAAGCAGAAGGAGGUGGUGAUGAUGUUACUAUGGAAGAUACAUCAUCUAUCAAAAAGCAAAAGACAACACCGCUGAAAUCUGAUGACUCUAUAAAGCUUAUCAAGGAAGUGCUUGCGAGAGAACGAGAGAUUAUGACGAGGUCUUCAGUACUUCAAGGAUCCAAGAAUUUUACACACGCUAUCAAUUUAGCUAGACAGCUGGUACUCGGUAAAGAUGUACCUCCAGCAGGCCGUUCAGGUGGCACUCAAAAAUCAGCACAACCUAGUACAUCCAGACAGAAGGCAUCCAGCAACACUGUUAAACCAACAAUGAAAUCAGCAGCUAUUGCAGCUAAAGGACAUAAGUUAUCCAGUAAAGACAAAAUUCCUCUUAUUAUUGUCCCAGCAGCACCAACAGCCAAGUUUACAUUAUACAAUAUCAAGCAAUUCUUGGAGGAUCAAGCAUAUGUGGAUUCGCAAGAGUUGAGAGAAGAAGGACUAAAGAAGCCUGAACGUGUCACUGUAGAACGCAAGAAAGCCAAUGGACAAGUGGUCCCUUAUCAUAUCGUCGACUCAGUAUCACAAUUCAAGCAGACUGAUUGGGAUCGUGUGUGUUGUGUGUUUGUUGCAGGUCAAUUGUGGCAAUUUAAGGGCUGGAAGUGGGAGAAGCCAGUUGAGUUGUUUAGCAAUGUGAAGGGAUUUUAUCCCAAGUGGAACUCGGAUCAAAUCAAUGCACCUGCAUCUGAGUGGGCAGUAACUGAAAUCAAUAUUCAUAGAAGUAAAAGGCACAUGGAUAGAGCUACCGUUUCUCAGUUUUGGGAUGCUCUUGACAGUUACAAUGCAACACAUAAACCCUAUCUCAAUUUCUAA
Molecule: messenger RNA, 1248 nt
Organism: Mucor velutinosus
Lineage: Eukaryota; Fungi; Mucoromycota; Mucoromycetes; Mucorales; Mucoraceae
Exons: 6
Coding region: 1-1248 (415 amino acids)
Biological process (GO): positive regulation of transcription elongation by RNA polymerase II; transcription elongation by RNA polymerase II
Cellular component (GO): Cdc73/Paf1 complex
Molecular function (GO): RNA polymerase II complex binding
Source: RefSeq, a predicted model, not a curated record